AUGGCGCCCGAUCCUGAAGCGGGCACCGCACCACAAAAAGGCGGAUGGCGGUUGUUUGGACAGAGUCCGACCAGGGAGCAAGAAAACGAGGAGACACCGGGGAGGAGAGGACUACCAAAAUGGAAUAUGUGCAUUUUGAACGACAGAGAGACCAUUGAAGUACCAGGCUCGGUCCUAUUACUAGCGGCAGACCACAAUGAGCCCCUUGGUCUACGAAACGCACCUGCACGAACUUCCCAUUCAUCCAUCCCAACCGCCGUUAUUCGGCCCCCAGAACCCCCACAGGACGAGAAGAAGAAAACGAGUGACGGCAAAAUCAUUCUCGAACCCCAACCAGAAGAAUCCGCCAAUGACCCCCUCAACUGGCCGACGUGGCGCAGAGAUUCGGCCCUGCUCUCCCUGGGCCUCUUUUGUAUGGUGGGCGGCGGCAUGACCCCUCUCCUUGCUGCUGGCUUCACCGAUGUCGCCAAUGAGUUUGAUGUCAGCGUCUCAGACGUAUCACUUACGACAGGCCUCUACAUGAUGGGUAUGGGUCUUGGCUCCGUGGUCUUCUCGCCUACGGCUAUCCUGUACGGAAAAAGGCCAGUGUACCUCUUUGGGGCUCUGUUGUUUGUCGUAACAUCAGUGUGGUGCGCCGUUUCAAAGAGCUUCGUGUCUUUGGUGCUUGGAAGAAUCUUCCAGGGCAUUGCUGUCAGUCCGGUUGAAUGCCUUCCGUCUGCCACCAUUGCCGAGAUCUUCUUCCUCCACGAGCGAGCUUAUCGAAUCGGCAUUUAUACUCUGUUGCUUCUUGGUGGAAAGAACCUGGUUCCUUUGGUCAGCGCAGCCGUGAUUGAGAGCUUGGGAUGGCGCUGGACUUUCUGGGUUGUUGCUAUGGUUGUUGGCUUCUGUGGGUUUCUGCUGUUCCUCUUUGUCCCCGAGACAUUCUGGGACAGAGUGCCCCAUCCGAGGAAGAAAUCAUCUAGGCCAGGCUUCUUCCGCCGGAUGUCCUCAAAACAGCACAUUCGGCGUUCGGAUGCCGCAGGUGUCAGUGUGCCACCCAGCGCUUUACCCAGCGCAUUGCCCAGUGCUCGCCAUAGUGAGGAAGGUCCGAGUCCAGCGCCGGCGCCUAACCAUCGCCGGAACGUUCACGUCGGAUUUGCUACUGAAGCGGAAGAGCAUCAUACCGAAAAGGAUAGGGAGGCUGCAGUGCUACAGCACACUUCUGGGAAGCUUGAUGAGCUCCGCGACUCGAGUGUUCCCGGCACAGCACGUAUUUUUGCGGAAGACAGCCAUGCUGCGCGCCCCGAUAUAAUUGCCCAGGGACCCUCAUCAUCUGACAAUUCGACGAAGCCCCAUGUCUCCUACAUGUCCGACAACCUUGAAAAGCCCAAGUCACCUUACUCUCCGGACAGGCUUGCCCGACAGGAUCACACCGAAACCGAUACCGAGUCUCAAUCAGUGGCUAGCUCACGCAUGGUGGCCGGCAGAGUUCCAUACACUACGGCCCUACGGGACCAGCCGGCAAAGUCGUUUAUUCAGCAGCUCAAGCCGUUCCAUGGCCGCCUGAACAAGGACAAAUGGCACAAAGUAGCCGUCCGGCCGCUCAUUCUGUUCUCCUAUCCAGCCGUCCUUUGGUCAGCCAUCGUCUACUCAUGCUCAGUCGGAUGGCUUAUUGUGAUAUCCGAAUCUGUAGCUGUCAUCUACCGUGAAGGCCACUAUGAAUUCAACGCUCUGCAGACGGGGUUGGUUUACAUCAGCCCUUUUGUCGGCGGUAUUCUGGGCACGGCUGUGGCGGGCAAGGUAUCGGAUGUCAUCGUGAAGGCAAUGGCCAGGCGUAAUGGUGGUCUAUACGAGCCCGAGUUCCGACUUGUCAUGGCGCUACCUGUAGCCAUUACCACGGUUAUUGGCCUGAUGGGCUUCGGCUGGUCUGCACAGCUGGGUAACCACUGGAUUGUACCGACCGUGUUCUUUGGUGUCGUCUCGUUCGGAUGCUCGCUUGGCUCGACAACCAGCAUCACCUUCUGUGUCGACAGCUACAGACAGUAUGCGGGCGAGGCCUUGGUUACGCUCAACUUCAGCAAGAAUAUUUUCCACGGUCUCGUUUUCAGCCUGUUUGUAACCGGCUGGCUUACGGACGAUGGACCUAAGACUGUGUUUAUCUGGAUCGGAAUCAUCCAGCUCAUCUUGCUCUUUUUCACUAUCCCAAUGUACAUCUACGGAAAGAGAGCCAGGAUGUGGACGGUCCGGAAGAACUUUAUGGAGAAGUUCUAG
Sordaria macrospora k-hell is the source of this 2250-nucleotide messenger RNA. RefSeq lists its product as uncharacterized. Gene Ontology annotation, biological process: transmembrane transport. The record is from RefSeq and is a predicted model, not a curated record. Lineage: Eukaryota; Fungi; Ascomycota; Sordariomycetes; Sordariales; Sordariaceae. Gene Ontology annotation, molecular function: transmembrane transporter activity. Gene Ontology annotation, cellular component: plasma membrane.